This is a messenger RNA of Umbelopsis ramanniana AG, 1167 nucleotides long. RefSeq lists its product as uncharacterized. Gene Ontology annotation, cellular component: cytosol; nucleus. Lineage: Eukaryota; Fungi; Mucoromycota; Umbelopsidomycetes; Umbelopsidales; Umbelopsidaceae. Gene Ontology annotation, biological process: endoplasmic reticulum unfolded protein response; protein deubiquitination. The transcript is spliced from 12 exons. Gene Ontology annotation, molecular function: cysteine-type deubiquitinase activity. The coding region runs from base 420 to 1082 and encodes 220 amino acids. The record is from RefSeq and is a predicted model, not a curated record.
GCAGUACACUGAGAUUAGCAACCAAUGCGACUUCGAUACAGGCAUCCAAACGGGAUCGGAACACUUGAUGUCAACCCAAACGAUACUUUCGCUACUUUGAGAGUCGCAAUUAGUGAGCAGAUUGCUUUGCCUCCUGGAAAAGCAAUACAAUGUAGGUAGCAUGCCUGUACCAUGCCUGUACCUGUUACCUUUCAUCGCUUUACUCUGACUGUCUUUGUACAGUAUCGGUCGGUUACCCGCCCAAACCACAUAAUGACGAUACAGCUACGCUUGUUGGUUUUGGAAUUGGAAGUGGGGAUCUUAUAAUUGUGAAUAUAUCCAACGCCGCAAGCUCUGUCAGCACCACUCCUCCAUCGUCUCAGACUCAAACUUCUCAGACUCAGUCAAAUACAAAGGCAAACCAUAAUGUCAGAAACAAUAUGCCAUCAGAGCUGUCUUCCGCAUUCACCAUGGCUAGUGCUGAAAAUGUUGAAUUCGAUGGAGGUUAUCUUGUACUUCGUGAAAUGAAAGAUGAUAAUUCUUGCCUGUUCCGCUCUGUCGGUUACGCUUUAAACAGAAACAUUGAUCGAUCCCAAGAAUUGCGUGAAGUCAUUGCCGCAUCAAUUCUCUCCGAUCCGAUAACAUAUUCCGAUGCUAUCUUGGGUCGCCCAGUUGAUCAGUAUGUGAACUGGAUACUGAAACCAAACUCUUGGGGUGGAGCGAUAGAACUUGCAAUCUUCUCAAAGCAUUUUGAAAUCGAAAUUGAUAGUUUCGAUGUGGCGAAUGGUAGAACGGACAAAUUUGGACAAUAUGAUGAAAGGAUAUUACUUAUGUAUACCGGCAUCCACUAUGAUGUGUUGGCUUUAACACCGGCUAUGGAGGCAUCGGGCGAAUUUGACCAAACCAGGUUCUCAACUGAAAACGGUAGACUGUUACAAGCUGGUUCUCAAUUAGCGAACAGCCUCAAAAAGCAACGAAAGUACACUGAUACGUCGAACUUUACUCUCAAGUGCAACGACUGUGGAAAAGGUUUGAUUGGUGAACGAGACGCUACCAGCCAUGCAUCGCAAAGUGGACAUACCCAUUUUGUUGAAUACUUAUGAAUUUGUUUGCACAUUGAAUAAAAUACCUGGCUGCCCCUGCGCAGAACAAGAGCACGCGGCAGCCGGGCUUCCAAUUGUAUGAAAU